CCCCAAAAAAGCAAGAAGUGUCAAAUGAUACAUUACCUUAGUCCAAGGGCCUGAAAGAAACUUUUGUAUUUAUUACUUUGAAAACUGAAGCUAAAUUAUGUCAGCUACGCAACAGACUCCAUAAAUAGCUACAACUAGAGAAAACUCAGAUCUAUUAGAUUUAUAUCUAACGAUGACGAAUCAGUUCGAGAAUUUGAUCGAGUCGAUAAAGUCAAAGGUGAAGGCAUUGAAAAGGAAGAAAUCGAAGAAGGUGUACGUGAAGAUGGACAAGACUAACAGUGUUAGAGUUGAGAUCCGAAGUCGUCAUGCUCGUAAACUCAUCGAUAAAACUCUGAAAGCCGCUGAUAAACCUGGCAAGCGUCCUGUCUGAUUUGGAUUUUGAUUUUUCUCGUUUGUGUGUAUAAUUUCUUAUUCACCAGAUUAUCGUGAUGCGAUAAAUUAGAAGUUUUCAGUUCCUUCCAUUAA
This is a messenger RNA of Lactuca sativa (garden lettuce), 465 nucleotides long. RefSeq lists its product as uncharacterized. The record is from RefSeq and is a predicted model, not a curated record. Lineage: Eukaryota; Viridiplantae; Streptophyta; Magnoliopsida; Asterales; Asteraceae.